AAAAGGCCUCUGUGUGCAGAGAAGAUUCCGAAUUGGUGGGGGUUUUGUCCCUUUUUGUUCCGCUGGAAAGUCCUGGCUGAACGGCGAGCAGGAGCACAACACACCGGAGAGCCUGCACUGUUUCUCGGGCGAUUCGCCUAGCCAGGCCGACGAAGAAGCCCAGAAAGCGCACGCAGUGGUACGGAAGGACGCCAUCGGCCAGGAGCCGUUUGGAGAGCGGACUUGAAGGGACCAGUCCCGGGGUUAUUGGCGGUAGAACUCUGCGGAUCUGGGGGCUCCAGCAGGGCUAGGGGGCGGGGGGCGUAGCGAGGACGGAGAAGGCUGCACGCCGAGAGGCAAAGAGGCUGGGAAGCUAAGUGGCACUGUAGCGCCGGCGUUGUGGCGAUAAAGCCCUGGAUUUUGUAGUACCAGCGUGGCUUAGUGGAUGGGAUGGAACCAGGACCUUCUGGCACCGUGCCCAUGGGGCCCUUCCCCCCACCUCUCCAGCAGGUGUUCCAGGCCCCCCGGAGGCCUGGCAUGGGGACAGUGGGCAAGCCCAUCAAGCUGCUGGCCAACUACUUCGAGGUGGAGAUCCCCAAGAUGGACGUCUACCACUACGAGGUGGACAUCAAGCCCGACAAGUGCCCCCGCCGCGUCAACCGGGAGGUGGUGGAGUACAUGGUCCAGCAUUUCAAACCCCAGCUCUUCGGUGACAGAAAGCCGGUGUACGACGGCAAAAAGAACAUCUACACGGUGCUAGCCCUGCCCAUUGGGAACGAGAAGGUGGAUUUUGAGGUGACCAUUCCGGGGGAGGGGAAGGAUCGCAUCUUCAAGGUGUCGAUCCGCUGGCUGGCUGUGGUGUCCUGGCGGCUCCUGCAGGAGACGCUAGUGAGCGGCCGGCUGCAGGUCCCGCUGGACUCGGUCCAAGCGCUGGACGUGGCUAUGAGACACCUGGCCUCCAUGAGGUAUACCCCCGUGGGACGCUCCUUCUUCUCCCCACCGGAGGGUUACUACCACCCGCUGGGCGGGGGGCGGGAGGUGUGGUUUGGGUUCCACCAAUCGGUGCGUCCCGCCAUGUGGAAGAUGAUGCUGAACAUCGAUGUGUCAGCGACGGCCUUCUACAAAGCCCAGCCAGUGAUCGAGUUCAUGUGUGAGGUCCUGGACAUUCGCAAUAUUGACGAGCAGCCCAAGACCCUGACAGAUUCCCAACGCGUGCGCUUCACCAAGGAGAUCAAAGGGUCCCUAGGUCUGAAGGUGGAGGUGACGCACUGCGGGCAGAUGAAGAGGAAGUACCGCGUGUGCAACGUGACCCGCCGUCCCGCCAGCCACCAGACGUUUCCCCUGCAGCUUGAGAGUGGGCAGACAGUGGAGUGCACAGUGGCCCAGUACUUCAAACAGAAGUACAACCUGCAGCUCAAGUACCCUCACCUGCCCUGCCUACAGGUGGGCCAGGAACAGAAACACACCUACCUGCCGCUCGAGGUGUGUAACAUCGUAGCGGGGCAGCGCUGUAUCAAGAAACUGACCGAUAAUCAGACCUCCACCAUGAUCAAAGCCACAGCGCGCUCCGCACCCGACCGACAGGAGGAGAUCAGCCGGCUGAUGAAGAACGCUAACUUUAACCUGGACCCCUACAUCCAGGAGUUUGGGAUAAAGGUGAAGGACGACAUGGCAGAGGUGACGGGGCGCGUGCUGCCCGCCCCCAUCCUGCAGUACGGAGGCCGGAACCGGGCCAUCGCCACGCCCAACCAGGGCGUGUGGGACAUGAGAGGGAAGCAGUUCUACAACGGCAUCGAGAUCAAGGUUUGGGCCAUCGCCUGCUUCGCCCCACAGAAGCAGUGCAGAGAGGAGGUGCUCAAGAACUUCACGGACCAGCUGCGGAAGAUCUCUAAGGAUGCUGGGAUGCCCAUCCAGGGCCAGCCGUGCUUCUGUAAAUAUGCGCAGGGUGCAGACAGCGUGGAGCCCAUGUUCAGGCACCUGAAGAACACCUACUCUGGGCUGCAGCUCAUCAUCGUCAUCCUGCCCGGCAAGACGCCGGUCUAUGCGGAGGUGAAGCGGGUGGGGGACACUCUCCUGGGAAUGGCCACUCAGUGCGUCCAGGUGAAGAACGUGGUGAAGACCUCUCCCCAGACCCUCUCCAACCUCUGCCUCAAGAUCAACGUCAAGCUGGGCGGCAUCAACAACAUCCUGGUGCCACACCAACGGUCAGCAGUGUUCCAGCAGCCGGUGAUCUUCCUGGGGGCCGACGUGACCCACCCCCCUGCGGGAGACGGGAAGAAGCCCUCCAUCACAGCGGUGGUGGGCAGUAUGGACGCUCAUCCCAGUCGUUACUGUGCUACGGUGCGGGUCCAGAGGCCCAGACAGGAGAUCAUAGAGGACCUGUCCUACAUGGUCCGGGAGCUGCUGAUCCAGUUCUACAAGUCCACCCGCUUCAAGCCCACACGCAUCAUCUUCUACCGGGACGGGGUCCCAGAGGGCCAGCUACCCCAGAUCCUACACUAUGAGCUGCUGGCCAUCAGGGAUGCCUGCAUUAAGCUGGAGAAGGACUACCAGCCGGGCAUCACCUACAUCGUGGUGCAGAAGCGCCACCACACCCGCCUCUUCUGCGCCGACAAGUCCGAGCGGAUUGGGAAGAGCGGGAAUAUUCCGGCAGGUACCACAGUUGACACCAGCAUCACGCACCCCUUUGAGUUCGACUUCUACCUGUGCAGCCACGCGGGCAUACAGGGCACCAGCCGCCCCUCACACUAUUACGUCCUGUGGGACGACAACCGCUUCACCGCCGAUGAGCUUCAGAUCCUGACCUACCAGCUGUGCCACACCUACGUGCGCUGCACCCGCUCCGUCUCCAUCCCCGCCCCCGCCUACUACGCCCGGCUGGUGGCCUUCCGAGCCCGCUACCACCUGGUGGACAAAGAGCACGACAGCGGGGAGGGCAGCCACGUUUCGGGGCAGAGUAACGGGCGGGACCCCCAGGCUCUGGCUAAGGCCGUGCAGAUUCACCACGACACCUUACGCACCAUGUACUUCGCCUGAGACACACCCCGAAACCUCAGAGCCCCCAGACGCACCCGGGACAGUGCAGGAGGGGUCCGUCUCCUCAAAAAACACAACACUAAACAAAACGAAAGACCCCAAAACUGCCUCCACUGGGCAGCCACGCCCACGCGCGGAGAGGGCUUUUAUACCACCGGACUGCUCUUGUACAUGAAUUAUCAUUUUAUUUUUUUGUUUUUUAAAUGUGCAUUAUUGUAUAUUACCUUCACACUCACAUGUAUGUAUGCAAUACGGAGGAAGAGGAAGAUGAGGAGGAAGAGGCCGCCCGAGGUCUUGACUGCCACUGCUAUGCUGCCUCUGAACCGCGGCAAGAACGGACUCUUUUUUUUAAAAAACCGAGACAAGCGAAACAGAAAAAAAACCAACACAACUCUUAAUGAUGCUCUUAAUUUACAUUAUAUUGUUAUUUUUAAAUGUUUUUUAAUUAUUAUUUUUUAAUUUCUAAAUUUUUUGUUUUUUCUUUUCUUUGUUUAAAUGGCCUUGAGGAACGUGAGGCUCGGUACAUUAGCACUUAGCGGUAGCACGUAGGCUGUGUGCACUCGACUUUCGGCUUGUGACAAUAGCACUGUGGUCUGAGGUGAGAAAGGGGAGGAGUCGUGAGUCGUGAGAGAGAUUGAUGGAGUGAGAGAUAGAGAGAGAGAGAGAAAGAGAGAGUGAGAGAAGCAGACGUAGCGAGCUGUAGACACUAAAGAAAGAGUGCCUUACGUGAGCGUAGUAUCGAGGAAGUUAGGGCCACUCGAGUAGCGAGAGAGAGAGAGAGAGAGAGAGAGUUAGCGGAGAUGUAGAGGGAGGGCGAGACAGGACCGGUGAUCACACCCACGCAAACAUGCAACCGACCAACCACACCGGACCAGACCGGACCGGACCGGACCAAACCAGCCUCAGAAAGAACUGACCGAUGACCAGCCAAACUCUGGCGCCAGCCGCGGACCUUCGAAUGUGAUAACGGACACUUCGGGAGGGUCCCGUGUGUUCCGUGGGGUGGGGGGAGGGGGAUUUCACUCAGCUCUUAAUGUCAGUAUUAUGCCACGCCUCCCCCCCCCCCCCUGCUCCCCCUAAAUGGGAGUGGUCCUCCACUUCCUGUUCUUGGUGCUCUGCGCCACGCCUGAUUGGCUGGGCCCUUGUGAUGGAAAGGGCUGUUUUUUUGUUUUUUUUCCAUCCUAGUGCUGAGUCUUACUGCUUCCAUUGUGUUCUGUGGACACACGUGCACCCUGUCAGACAUGAACACAUGCGCAUGCACACACGUGAGCCCAGGCACACGCACACACACCUCUCACACACAGUUCACACACACACACACACACACACACGGGUGCUAUGCAAUGCACCCAUGCACCUGGACACGAGUAAAUAAUGUACUGGGCCAAUUUUCUUCAUGUUAAAACCUCUUCGGGAGACCGCCCCGCCUCAGCAACACAGGGACACACACACACACACACACACACACACACACACAUUCGCACACACGCAUACACACUGCUGUUGGGCUCCUGUCCCUCCUCAGCACUUUCCUGCCUGGCCACGCCCAGUAUUAGGGUGCUCGGCCUGAUUGGCCCAGUGGCCGCUGUAGUCCCCCCCUCCCGGCCCUCCCCCUCCGGCCCACCCUGUCCUGUCGCAAGCCCACAGGUGCGCUGUGUCCUUCGCCGAUCACAGAACUGGGCUUGCUGCAUGGACGGGCGGCUAUCCGUUCUCCUAUGUCCCCAGUAGCUCAGCUGGCUUUACCACGCGUGUGCGUGUGUGAGGGUGUGCGUGUUCGAUUCCCCUGACUGACAGCGGGGUCCCCUGCGCCCUCAUAUUUUUGGGGCUUCUUUAGAGGGGGGCAGGUAUGUCCAGGGGUCCAUGCCUCACCCUGGCUCUAGCAAACAUAGGUUUAGAGCAGGGAUCUCAAACUCCAGUCCUGGAGCGCUCUUGCAAACAGGUUUAGAGCAGGGAUCUCAAACUCCGGUCCUGGAGAGCCCUUGCAAACAGGUUUAGAGCAGGGAUCUCAAACUCCGGUCCUGUAGGGCCCUUGCAAACAUCGGUUUAGAGCGGGGAUCUCAAACCGAAGGGCUGCAGCGUCUGCCGGUCUCUGGUGUGGUUCAGCACUUACGUCAUUGGCUAGCUAAGGCCUCCAUUGCUUCCAAAGGCCUGAACGGGCUGCUGUUUGACAGGGGAAUCACGGAGGCUUGCGGACGUUGCAGCCUUCCAGGACGGGAGUUUGAGAUCUCCGUUUUGACCCCCCCCCCCCCCCCACUGCCCCUGUAAUUCCAUCAAUCAUCAGCAGUGAACACGGAGUUUGACCUGUUAAGUUUACCUUUGUGGAACCCGUGUAGUGCCACAGUUUCUCCUCAAGGGGGCAUCACAGGGUCAGGCAGCUCCUUGUAUCCCGGCAACCCCCGUGUCCUCAUCCCAAGUGACGGAUGCGCCUCUGCUCCGUCUCGUCGUCUGACGCCACCGUCGUUUUUUAAUUUCCGUGAACAGAAUCAAGUUCCCUCAGAUCAGACGACAACACAUGGAUGAUGUACCACUUUUUUUAAAAUUUUUUUUAAGGAAUUUUAAUUUUAAGGGGUGGAGGGGUCACUGCCACCUGCUUUGAGAGGGGAGGGGGGGCGCAACUACUACUGCCCCCAGCCGGGCUAACCAAGCAAUACGUGCCACCAGUGCGGAGAGGUCCUGUUGUAGCACUUCCUAAUAGAUCAGUGAAAGAGGAAAACAGAAACUAGUUCUCUUGGCUCUGUAAGGAAUAGUAUGGGAUAUCUUGGGAGGGUUAUUUUUUAAAAAAUAAUAAAAAAUUGUUUUUUAUUAA
This is a messenger RNA of Anguilla rostrata (American eel), 5821 nucleotides long. It is a transcript of the gene ago1, whose product is annotated as argonaute RISC component 1. Gene Ontology annotation, biological process: regulatory ncRNA-mediated post-transcriptional gene silencing. The transcript is spliced from 19 exons. Bases 430 to 3015 code for a protein of 861 amino acids. The record is from RefSeq and is a predicted model, not a curated record. Lineage: Eukaryota; Metazoa; Chordata; Actinopteri; Anguilliformes; Anguillidae. Gene Ontology annotation, molecular function: miRNA binding; single-stranded RNA binding; protein binding.